CUGAGGAACUAGGCACUAGAGGGGGCGGGUCAGGGACUCCCGCCCCCAACCCCGCCCAGGCCCCGCCCCCCGAAGCCGGACCGGAGGUGGUGGUGGUGGUUCAGCUGACACUGCACUUCACGUGACGCCAGAGCGGGUUGAACAUGGCCACUACCGCCGGACUGUGGUUUUGGCUGGGGAACGAAACCCUGAAGGUGCCGCUAGCUCUCUUCGCCCUGAACAGGCAGCGCCUAUGUGAGCGUCUGCGGAAGAACCAGGCCGUGCAGGCUGGCUCCAUCGUGCUGCUGCAGGGCGGGGAGGAAACUCAGCGUUACUGCACGGACACCGGGGUCCUCUUCCGCCAGGAGUCCUUCUUUCACUGGGCGUUUGGGGUCACUGAGCCAGGCUGCUAUGGCGUGAUUGAUGUCGACACUGGGAAGUCCACCCUCUUUGUGCCCAGGCUUCCUGACCACUAUGCCACCUGGAUGGGAAAGAUCCACUCCAAGGAGCACUUCAAGGAGAAGUAUGCUGUGGACGACGUCCGGUAUGCCGACGAGAUUGCCACUGUCCUGACCACACAGAGCCCCUCUGUCCUCCUCACUUUGCGUGGCGUCAACACCGACAGCGGCAGUGUCUGCAGGGAGGCCUCCUUCGAGGGCAUCAGCAAGUUCAAUGUUAACAAUGCUAUUCUUCAUCCGGAGAUUGUGGAAUGCCGGGUCUUCAAGACAGACAUGGAGCUGGAGGUUUUACGCUACACCAACAGAAUCUCCAGCGAGGCCCACCGGGAGGUGAUGAAGGCUGUAAAAGUGGGAAUGAAAGAAUAUGAGAUGGAAAGCCUCUUCGAACACUACUGCUACUCCCGGGGUGGCAUGCGCCACAGCUCCUAUACCUGCAUCUGCGGCAGCGGUGAGAACUCAGCGGUACUGCACUACGGACACGCCGGGGCCCCCAACAACCGGACCAUCCAGGACGGAGACAUGUGCCUGUUUGACAUGGGCGGCGAGUAUUACUGCUUCUCUUCUGACAUCACGUGCUCCUUUCCCGCCAACGGCAAGUUCACAGACGAUCAGAGGGCCAUCUACGAGGCCGUGCUGCGGAGCUCCCGCGCCGUCAUGAGCGCCAUGAAGCCAGGCGUUUGGUGGCCGGACAUGCACCGCUUGGCUGACCGCAUCCACCUGGAGGAGCUGGCCCGCAUUGGCAUCCUGAAUGGCAGCGUGGACGCCAUGGUCCAGGCCCAUCUGGGAGCCGUGUUCAUGCCGCACGGACUCGGUCACUUCCUGGGCAUCGAUGUGCACGACGUGGGAGGCUACCCAGAGGGCGUGCAGCGCAUCGAUGAGCCCGGCCUGCGGAGUCUGCGCACUGCACGGCACCUGGAGCCACGCAUGGUGCUGACCGUGGAGCCAGGCAUUUACUUUAUCGACCACCUCCUGGACGAGGCCCUGGCUGACCCGUCACGCGCCUGCUUCUUUAACCGUGAGGUCCUGCAGCGCUUCCGUACAUUUGGUGGGGUCCGGAUCGAGGAGGACGUCGUGGUGACUGAGAAUGGCAUGGAGCUGCUGACCUGUGUGCCCCGCACAGUGGAGGAGAUUGAAGCAUGCAUGGCAGGCUCCAACAAGGCCUUCACUUCCGUCUCUGGCCCAAAGUAGAGCCAGCCGGGAGUGCCCAGCAGUGAGAGAUGGAGCUCAGAAAUCAUGUGCCAGCAUCAAAGUUUGACCACACCAAAUAGUGCUAUGUCCUAGGGGGGGAAACUUUAUUUUAUUAACUUUCUACAAGAUCAUACCCUAAGCUGUUAAUACUUAGCUUAAAUAACAGUAGCUUUUAAAAUACUAUUUGCAAAAAAAAAUCCUGUUCUUUAAUAGUCACUAAAAUGUAUCUUGUUGUCAUUCAUAUUCUUAUGCUCAGGAAAAACCAAUGUUUUUU
Phyllostomus discolor (pale spear-nosed bat) is the source of this 1899-nucleotide messenger RNA. It is a transcript of the gene PEPD, whose product is annotated as peptidase D. NCBI's taxonomy places the organism in Eukaryota, Metazoa, Chordata, Mammalia, Chiroptera, Phyllostomidae. The record is from RefSeq and is a predicted model, not a curated record. Gene Ontology annotation, molecular function: manganese ion binding; metalloaminopeptidase activity. The transcript is spliced from 15 exons. The coding region runs from base 144 to 1625 and encodes 493 amino acids.